Messenger RNA from Didymodactylos carnosus, 3143 nucleotides. The record is from the annotation of a GenBank genome assembly. NCBI's taxonomy places the organism in Eukaryota, Metazoa, Rotifera, Eurotatoria, Philodinida, Philodinidae.
AUGGAAAUAAGUUCGCUGUAUACAAAAAGUUUAGCUGUUGGAUGUUAUCAACAACUAAGACCCAUUACAUUAAGACCACACGUCAAUAUUGUUGAUGUCUGUGGUGAAAUUCUCACUAAUUUUACUUGUAUAAAGUCAAAAGUAUUACUUGACUCAUCUCAAACAACUAUUUGUCUACAUGAUGUGAACAGAGAUGUCUAUGUUAGUGGUACAAUUAUUAAUCAAAAAAUAUGGGAAGAAAAUCUCGUGACAAAGUUAUUAAAAAUAUUAUUAAAAUAUCCAGAGUAUGCCAUGAUUGAUAUUGGUGCUAAUAUCGGUACUUAUACGAUGUAUUCAUUAUCCAUUCAUCGCACAACAAUCUCAGUCGAAUGUUAUCAACCAAACAUUGAGAGGAUUGUACGAGCUGUACAACUUGAGAAUGUUUCAAGAUAUCUAACAUUAAUUGGAAAUGCAAUAUAUACUGAAGCGGAUAAAUAUUUGCAAUUAGAAGAAGACAAAUCAAAUAUUGGUGGACAAGGAUUAAUAAUGAAUGAAACAACAAAUCGUACAUUUCCAGUUUCUGAUAAAUUCACAGUUAGAACCAUUCGCUUUGAUGACUUACUACCCAUCUUUAUUGAUCGUCAAGUUCGAAGUGCAAUAAUGAAGGUUGAUAUUCAGUCAUCUGAAAGUUUCUUAUGUGCAUCAGGUAAUAAAAUAUUUGAUUCAAUCAACAUUGUAUUAGUUCAAAUGGAAUGGGCCGAAAUUAAAUGGAAAACCAACCAGGUCGAGUUCAUUUUUGAUUUUUUCACUAAACGAAAUUAUGUGCCAACAGCUACAGAUAACUGUCAAAUAUUGAAUAGAACAACGAGUAAUUACACAAGAUGGGGAACACCACAUGAUAUCUUCUGGAUUAAAUCAAGUUACUAUCAUAUUUGUGAAACUUAACUGAAAACAAUCAGUGCGGCUGUUGAACUUCAAACUAUCGAUUUUUUUCGUUUAUAUGUAGAAGCGCUCAACAGACUUUUAUAAGAAUUAUACAAGAUCGAUCGAUUCUUCAAUAACGAAAUCUCAAUGGCAGAUUUUUUUUGUUCAUGUAAGAAAAAUGAUGAAGAUUAGAAAACAUUUUGGCUAGAGGUAUGUCUCAAUUAGAAAAAGGCUUAUGAUGGUCUUUGUAAUAGAGAGCGAUAGACAAAAGUACAGAUUCACUUUUAUUCUUUGCCUUUUGUUUUCAAAUGAAAAGGUUCUAAAGUCAAAUCCCUGUUCGACUAUGUAGUUCAAACUCGUUUCACUAUUUCAAAAAAUAUGAAUCGUCAAAGAAACGACAGCGAAACGUGGCUUGAGUUGAGUUGAUUACUAAAAUCUUACUUUUGAAACACUGACAUUUGUAUUUUUUGUGGAAAAUAGGACUACAUUCUACUUUAGGAGAGUUGCACUUCAUAGCAGACACAUCACUUAUUUCGAGUAUUUUAACUAGAUUAAUUUUUCUGACUUUCUACAGUUACAACAUCCGUCGAGUUUUUAACCAUUUUUGAACAAGAGCUCAAUUCUUGGAUCUGAAUGUGUAUGCUCGCGCAAUUUUCUGAGCUUAUAGCCAUCCUCUUUCCCAAAUUCUACUUUUAUUCCCAUAUUGGAUUUAAGACCCCAGCCCGCGAGCAGAUCUCGAACAUCUGAAUAGACAGCUCGAUCUAGAAUAUUUUUCUUUUAUCAUACUAACAUCAUUCUUUUAGAAUGUCAUGCGGAGAAAACACUAUGAUGAGUUUAUUUUUAUGAAGUAGUCUGUGUUUUCUUUUGUACUAAUUUAACUUCAAAUAAAAGUAUAUAACAAAUAUUCAGAAAGCGAUUCAUCGCCCUGAAUUUUUUCGUUGCAAAUAGAUCUCGAUGAAUAUGAAAAAGUCCUGCUGGAAGUAUCUCUCCAUCAUAGCGAUAAAUACUACUGUUUAUUGGAGAACGUUUGAUAGAAAUAGAUUGGUAGAAACCUGCGGUCUUUGCCGAAUGCCAAGAAUGAGUACAUAUUUGCGUAACUAAAACAAGUUUCAAAAUCAUCUUUGAAAGUAAGGUUCUGAUAUUUUACGAAUAGCUUAUGAUGUUUUAACGUUAGAUGAAAACAGAAUGAUUGACCAAUUAACCAAGUUACUGAAUUAUUCUCCUAAAACAAAUAUUCUCCUAUUUACAAACACCUUCCUAUUUUCAAAUUAUUCUCUUAGAAUAUAUGUGUCUUUCUUCUGGAAUCGACUACUGGUACGUGUUUCUUUGAUACCUGAAGAUUGCUCCUAUUUGGAGAUGAAGAUAUCUCCAUUUUGUAGAGAAAUGUUUGGUCUAUCAGACUCAGUUACGAGAAAAAUUUAAUAUGCCCAUGCUCUUCGUACAAUUCAGUUUCUACGAAAAGAGGAUAAAAAAAGCCGGUUUUUUACCGGUGCAUGCCCAAUUAUGUUUCUGAAUGGAAUAAAGAAAUGGCGACAGACCGAUCAGAAUAUAUUUUUGAAACGCUCUCUUGAUUGUCAAUGAAAAAAGAUAAAUUGUACUAAUCAAAGAAGCUGCUAGAGAUAUAAACGAGUUAUUCAACAUACAAGGGAUUGCAAACUAAAUCCUACUCAAUGUACUAUAUGUAAUAAAUUGAUUAUUCUAUGUUGGUAUCAUGCAAAAAUGUGUCAAGAAGGAAAUUGUCAAGUAAGAAAAUACUUUCCUUUUUUUUUGUUAAUAAGGUCUUUUUUUGUUUUUGGGUUAAUUUGUUUUUGGGUUAAUAAGGUCUUACAACUAGUUUUAAUUCUAAUUUAAUUGUAUCAACAAAUUCAAAAGAAUCUGAAUCAGUCUCUGACAUUGCUGUCAAUGAUAAUAGCCAAAUAUUUACCGUGUUGUAAUUAUAAGCACGUACACCCAACGCUUACUUCCUGCCUAAGGUGCAAUCCAAAUGUUCUCUGCGUCCCAUUAUUUCUAGUUAUGGUACUUAUAAUCACGACACAGCUAAACAAUUGACUAACUUAUCAUUACCGGCAAUGUCAGAGACCAUAGGCGUAACUACGGGGGAGACUAGUGGGCCAUGGCCCAACACGAUCUGAGCAUUGGCCCAAUACCAAAUUGUUUUUGAGUGUUCUGCCCAAAGCUUUUCCUUCACCUACCAAUCCUGAAUAAAGUUUGUGACAUGAAAGCGAAAUAAUGUGCUGCCA